UUCCCGUCGUACACGAACAUACCGUCCCCCUCUGAACGUAUGUGGAAGAGCAAGUUCAGCCCAACAGCGUCGCCCUGGGAUACGCUCAAAUCUGAAUAUCGCAUGGACCGGACAAAGAAUCGCAGAUCCCAUACAGAAACAAAAUGUUACACUCCUUAGCUUCGGAGAUCCCUGUGAAUAUGAAUACGCGGGGGCAACAGCAUGCGGCCGAAGGUCAUCGAUGUGACGUCCCUUCCUUUCGGUUGGCAAGCAAAAAGAAAGCAAGCAAUGAAGCAAGCCUUUUAGCAGUAGGCCCUGUAGAGCGGAUCCGCGUAUGAGUGUGAAAAGUCCAGCGCCUAUCAGCUCCCAAGUCUAGCUGUUUUCCUGGUGGGUGGAACGCGCGUGCUCUCCACUCAGAAGCCAUCACGGCUACGGGAAGGCGAACAUCACACUGCGGCAAACACAGCCGCCCCUACCUCGCAAAUGUAAGCCAAGGCCACCAGCGGCUGCCUAAUGAUUAUUCGCACGCAUUCGACACAAGAACCGUCGCAGGACGAACGACGCUUUGUAACCAUAUUUCCAAGGACCAUCCAUGUGGGAUACCCAGCCGGCCUCCGAGCCAUCAGGAUCCAACAUUGGCAGCAUUGCCCCAUGCGCACUUCAGCCUCGUUCUGCAGCCACGCGUCUUAUGGGCGGUCUCUGUUUUCAUUGAAUGCGUUACGCCUCUGAGAGGCGUCGCUCUCUCCAAGAAGAGACGCUUCGAUGGGUUCACGCGCACUUACCCGCGCCUUGCGGAGGUCCCAGACCCAGACAAAGCUUGAACAGAAAACUGACAUCACACAAAGGCCCGCGACUGAUGCAAACAUCAGUAUCCAGUCUUCACCAAUGACACCUUUGGCUUGGAGCAUGAAGAUCGCGAACAUGUUGUCGAAGACACCCAUAAAGGCUGUGCAGGUGGACUUCAGCCUCUUCCCGCCCACGUCCACUGCGAAAACUGCCCCGAGCACCUUGUACGGCCCGAAAAGGCAGAACCCUGUGAACGCGACGGCCGCGACGGCAACAGGGAAGGGAAUGUGCGUCCCCGACGUGCCCAAGAACACCAUCGUGCAGAGGAGCAGUAUUAUGAAUAAGACCAGCGUUGCCGCCCGAUGCUUCUCGGGAAGUUUGUCCUUCAGCACGCCAACGAGCAGCACCGACACACAGCCCAGCAGAGUGUAGAUGGAGGACGCUGCCGCCGUGACCGACGAGGUACGCUCAUCGGUCAAGCAACCCCUGUACGCUUUGGACUCUGGCCUAUCAUUCGGGUGAGCUUCGAAGCAGUAGGACGCAGCAAGGAAAUUAUUCGAGUAGAGGAGGAAAAGGGUUCGGGUUCCAUAAAGGGAACCUGAUAGUAAACAAAGAACCCAGAACAGUGGCGUCUUCACAAGGGGCAUCAAGCGUUGCAUGUAGCUUUGCGCAUCCUUUGUAUCUUUCACCACCGCUUGAUGGGUCUCCUCCUCCUCCUCCUCGCCGCCUGGCGCAUUACGCACAAAGGCUAACACCGGCAGCAACAAGAGAAAGGCAACUCCAGAUGCGAUCUGGAAAACUGCCCGCCAUCCCCAGCCGAGGAAGUUAGAGAGGACAAGGCGAGCAAGGACAUCUCCAAGCUGAGGUGCCAUCGACACAAUGCCCAUCAGUCGCCCAAGAACAUGUUUUGGAAUCCAGUUCGUGGCGACAGCAACGAUGGCCACCCAUGCCAGACCGAGUGCACAGUAGCCAAUUACAGCCCAAGUGGCAAGGAACCCAUAGAACGAAAAACUUCCAGAAGGUAAAAAACUGAAGAGAAGAGUUGCGGUGGCAUAGCCAAAUACAGAUAGAAGUAUCACUUUAUAUCCUCCUAUAGUGUCCGCCAUUGCGCCUGCGCUAGCCUUCCCAAACAUGCUGAAGAAAUAGCCGACAGAGAAAAAUGUUGCCAUCUGUGAGUCGCUAAUCUGCGCAUCAUCUUGAAACUUCGCCUUGACAACAUACAUGUUCGAUGUGCAAAAAUACUUGCCAAAAUAGCAACAACACAACAUCCCAACGACACCGUAGACUUUGCACGGGCUGGCAUCAUAGGAUUGCGUCCUGACCGAAGGCUGCUUGCCCAUCUCCAUCUCUCCUUUCCGCAGUGAGAACUUUCACGAGAGCGGCAGAGUGCGCGUUACGAUUGCCUGACUAGCAACGGGUUGAGCCCAAGUUGCUGAAGCCAAAUUGGGGUGUGGUAAUAUCGCGUCGACUCGGCUGUAUCAGUACGUCAACGUGGCAGGUAUCCGCCACGAACGGCGCGCCCUCGGGCAAGUCUGAGCGCCCGCGCGAGACUCGAACCAGGUGCGAAGCCUUCGCCCCAGGGCCCCAGCGUCGCGCAGCACCAAAAGAGGCAUCACGCACAUCUGCGAGGCCCCGCUGGGACGAAGCCAGGACAGGGACCAAAUCGG
Molecule: messenger RNA, 2432 nt
Organism: Prorocentrum cordatum
Lineage: Eukaryota; Dinophyceae; Prorocentrales; Prorocentraceae
Source: the annotation of a GenBank genome assembly